GAAACUCUUUCGUCCCUAAGCAAGCAAACGCCAUUACCUCUCUCUCUCUUUCAACAUUUGCCGUUCCUCUUUCUCACAUCCAAACACGCCCUAAACACUCCUUCGCAGCGUAACACACCUAAAAUAUUCAUCGCAAUAGAGAGAAAACUCGAACGGAAAUAUAGAGAGAAGAGAAGGAGCUAAUCAAAGUGAAAAAGAUCGGACCAUUUUGGUCUCUGACUAGCCCAUGGCUUGGAGGCGCUUAAUCACGCAGGUCUCAAGGCAUCAAUCAGAGUUAAAACAAUGCAAAAAUCUGUUUGUUGGAACUUACUUUCCUGUUAACAAAUUCGGAGGUGGUGCAGGGAAUGGAUUUUUAAAAACUGAAAGGAGGUUUAGAUCGAGCUAUGUGGGUAGCUUCGCUCGCAGGGUGCGUGGUACAGAUGAAGCUAGUGGGGUUGCACGCCUUAAAGAACUUUAUCACCAAAAUGAUCCUGAAGCAGUAAUCAGAUUAUUUGAAAGUCAACCAUCAUUGCAUAGUAACCCAUCGGCAAUUUCUGAAUAUGUUAAGGCAUUGGUAAGAGUUGACAGGCUUGAUGGCAGUGAGUUGCUCAAGACCUUGCAGAGAGGCAUUUCUGGCUCAGCAAGGCAGGAAGAAAGCAUUGGAGGUCUUUCUGCUUUAAAAAACGUGGGAAAAUCUACAAAAGAUGGCAUUCUUGGAACUGCUGCUGCACCAAUUCACAUGGUGGCAACAGAAGGAGGUCAUUUUAAAGAGCAGCUCUGGCGUACUAUUCGUUCUAUUGCUCUAGUUUUUCUGUUAAUUUCUGGUGUCGGAGCACUUAUUGAGGACAGAGGAAUAAGUAAAGGACUUGGUCUACAUGAGGAGGUGCAACCUAGCAUGGAAUCUAGCACCAAAUUUAGCGAUGUAAAGGGUGUCGAUGAGGCAAAGGCAGAGCUAGAAGAAAUUGUCCAUUAUCUCCGGGAUCCAAAGCGCUUCACUCGUCUAGGUGGCAAGCUCCCAAAAGGUGUUCUACUUGUAGGCCCACCUGGCACUGGCAAGACUAUGUUAGCCAGAGCUAUCGCUGGUGAAGCUGGGGUUCCUUUCUUCUCAUGCAGCGGGAGUGAGUUUGAGGAGAUGUUUGUUGGAGUUGGAGCCAGGAGGGUGAGGGAUCUUUUUUCUGCUGCAAAGAAGCGAUCACCAUGUAUAAUAUUCAUUGAUGAAAUAGAUGCUAUAGGGGGGAGCCGCAACCCUAAAGAUCAGCAGUAUAUGAAAAUGACUCUGAAUCAGUUGCUUGUGGAAUUGGAUGGCUUUAAACAAAAUGAAGGGAUUAUUGUAAUUGCAGCUACAAAUUUUCCAGAAUCACUGGACAAGGCCCUGGUGAGACCCGGACGGUUUGACCGCCACAUUGUUGUUCCUAAUCCAGAUGUAGAAGGAAGGCGUCAGAUUAUGGAAUCCCACAUGUCAAAGGUCUUGAAGGCAGAUGAUGUUGAUCUGAUGAUCAUUGCUAGAGGAACUCCUGGGUUCUCAGGUGCUGAUCUUGCAAACUUGGUCAAUAUUGCUGCUCUCAAGGCUGCAAUGGAUGGGGCUAAAGCAGUAAAUAUGGCUGAUCUAGAGUAUGCAAAAGAUAAAAUUAUGAUGGGAAGUGAACGCAAGUCAGCUGUAAUCUCUGACGAGUCACGAAGGCUAACUGCUUUCCAUGAGGGUGGGCAUGCCCUUGUGGCCAUUCAUACUGAUGGAGCUCUUCCGGUUCACAAAGCAACAAUAGUUCCUAGAGGCAUGUCUCUUGGCAUGGUGGCCCAAUUGCCCGACAAGGAUGAGACUAGUAUUUCCCGCAAACAGAUGCUUGCUCGGCUUGAUGUUUGCAUGGGAGGGCGGGUUGCAGAGGAGCUCAUAUUUGGAGAGAAUGAAGUCACCUCAGGGGCUUCUUCUGAUCUCCAACAAGCAACUAAGCUUGCAAGAGCUAUGGUUACCAAGUAUGGCAUGAGUAAAGAAGUUGGAGUUGUCACGCACAAUUAUGACGAUAAUGGAAAGAGCAUGAGCACUGAGACUAGACUUCUUAUUGAGCAAGAAGUGAAAAAUUUCCUGGAAAAGGCGUACAACAAUGCAAAAACCAUCCUUACCACCCAUAGCAAGGAGCUUCAUGCUCUUGCUAAUGCUUUGCUUGAGCAUGAAACACUCACAGGGAGUCAAAUCAAGGCUCUGCUUGCCCAAGUCAACUCUCAGCAACAGCAGAAACAGCAGCAUCAGCAGAUAGUGGCACCACAAGGCAGUUCACAAUCCAAUCCAGUGCCUCCGUCGACUCCCAGUCCUGCAGCCUCUGCAGCCGCAGCAGCAGCUGCUGCAGCUGCUGCCGCAACUGCUGCUGCCAAAUCCAAAGGCAUUGCUCCUGUUGGAUCUUAGCAUCACGAGUGUUGUUAGGAGGGAUGAUACCUUUUAGCUAUUAGUUUAAUUCGAUGUGCAUAUAGUGAUUGACUUACAGACCGUUUCCUGUUGAAGUUCAAGUGUAGCUUGAUUGCUGGCGGAGAGGUUUUGUUUGUGCACUGUGGUGAGUCUUGAUAUUUGAUUGACCACAAGCUGUAGAAGAAUUCACGGCAGCGACGUAAUCAUGCCAAAUGUAGCAGUUAAGUAGGACCACAUUGGUAGACAUCCAGUGGCUUUUAUUUUUUUUCUCCAAAUAUAUUUACGGAUUUUGCCCAUACAGUUGCAAUAAUGUGUAUUUUAGGGAGAAUUUACAAAAAAAAAUUGCUUAUUGAGCUUUAUCAGUUAUGAAUUGUACAAUAUAUUAGGGAAAUAAAUCUAUUUUAUCA
Messenger RNA from Ricinus communis (castor bean), 2784 nucleotides. Its product is annotated as ATP-dependent zinc metalloprotease FTSH 4, mitochondrial. Gene Ontology annotation, molecular function: metalloendopeptidase activity; ATP-dependent peptidase activity; ATP binding. The transcript is spliced from 7 exons. The record is from RefSeq and is a predicted model, not a curated record. Gene Ontology annotation, biological process: proteolysis. Gene Ontology annotation, cellular component: membrane; chloroplast thylakoid. Bases 227 to 2377 code for a protein of 716 amino acids. NCBI's taxonomy places the organism in Eukaryota, Viridiplantae, Streptophyta, Magnoliopsida, Malpighiales, Euphorbiaceae.